This is a messenger RNA of Musca domestica (house fly), 9209 nucleotides long. RefSeq names its product EH domain-binding protein 1 (gene Ehbp1). Gene Ontology annotation, molecular function: protein binding. Bases 1158 to 4610 code for a protein of 1150 amino acids. The transcript is spliced from 14 exons. Lineage: Eukaryota; Metazoa; Arthropoda; Insecta; Diptera; Muscidae. The record is from RefSeq and is a predicted model, not a curated record.
AAAGAAUUGUGUGCAAAAGUUAGCUUUAACAAUAAAGAAGAUGAUAAUGAAGAAGAAGAAGCUGAAGAACAAGAAUUGGAGAAUGUUAUAAAAUGAGAAAAAAUUCAAGUUUUAAACAUGAAGCGAAUAAUUGUUAACCUGGAAAAGCCUGUGAAAAUAAAAGUUUAUUUAUUUUUGAUUUGUGUCAAGUGCUGGUUAGGUUUUGUAAAUGAAAAGUGACGUCAUUAUUAUUAAGUCUGGCAAAAAAGCGAUGUCGUCUGUGUGACCGACCAUAUGAGAAGAAGAAAAAAACAACAAACACACAAAUACAAAUCAAACAUUCGUCAUCGCUAACAAACCACCUAAUGUCAAAAAGGGGGUGGUGGGUGGUAUUUUUAUGACCAAGCUUAAAGAAGAAAAAAUACAUGGCUGUCUUAAAAAAGGAGAAAAAAUAAAAAAACAAAACGACUGCUAAGAAAGAAAUAGAAAGUCAUUCUAAACGAAAAUUUACCCUGGUAUUUAUUUUGAGCGAGUUGUGUGUGUGACAAGCAUAAUAAUUAUUUGACAUAAUUCUUUUCCAAGUGCUUGAGUGUUAAAAAAAAUUAAUAAAAAAACUCGAAUAAAAAUUGAUUUUAAUUUUAUUUUCUUUUAUUUUUGUUGAACAAAAUUAAUAUCCCUACAAAUCAAAAAAGUUUAACGGGAGAUAAAGGUGCUGCUGAAAGAAGCCAACAGAAUGGUUGAUUUUUAAAAGAAAAGAAAAAUAAAAAGAAAUAUUCUAGAAAGAAAGAAAUGAAAAUGAAGUGAAAGAUAUAAUAAAAAAAAUUAAAAAAAUAUAUAACCAUAAAAAGCGCACAAAUGUCUUUAAAAAAUAGAAAGGAAGAAAAAUAAAUCAAAGCAAAAGAAAUAGAAAAAAAUAUUUAAAAAUGUUCAAAUAUUUGAAACCCCAUUGAAGUGAAGUUCUAAAAGAAAACAGUGUUCCAAAAGAAAGGAAUUUGAUACAGAAAAACGCAAUUCGGGAAAAGUGAAAAACCCCAAUUCCAUUUCUCCCAGCCCCGUUCUCAAGCCGGAAAUUAACUUCAAAUUUGAAAGCUGCUUUGGAAUAACCUCUGCUCUCCACAACCCAACACUCGACAAAAACAACACCGUAGCACAGCAAAUCUUCUUUGACAGCCGCCAUCAUGCCCGCCAUGGGUAGUGUAUGGAAGCGUUUGCAGCGUGUUAAUAAACGCGCUGCCAAAUUUCAAUUUACCGCUUCGUAUCACGAACUCCACCUCGAAACAACGGCCAAAUGGCGCCCCUCAAACCUCUCAGUUGUUUGGACAAGACGUUCACGUCGUGUCGCCUCCGCCCCGCUGCCCUGGGAACCGGAUAUGAUGAAUCCGCUGGUCGGCAAUGUCACCUGGCCCGUUCCCGAUAAUCACGCCAUCACAGUAACACUGUUCAAGGAUCCGCGUACCCAUGAGUUGGAGGACAAGGAUUGGACAUUUGUUAUAGAGGAUAUAACUCCCUUGGGCAAAAAACGUGUCCUGGCCAAUGCCAAUAUCAAUAUGCGCAAAUAUGCCAGUAUCGAGUCGACACAACAGAGUUUUACGCUGACCCUCAAACCGGUGUCGCGUAAAGUCACCUCCGCCGAAUUGGAAUUGACCAUCAGCUGUGUGUUCCUCAGGGAGGGUAAAGCCACGGACGAGGACAUGCAAAGUGUUGUCUCUCUGAUGUCGGUGAACAACAACUGUGAUGUCGCCCCACUGGAUGAUCUCGAAGAUAUCCCUGACUUGGAAAAUUCGGCCGAUAUCUCGGAUCAUUUGUAUGAUUUUACACAGCAGCUGGAACAGAUGACAACCAGUUUGAAUGGUUGCAUGGAUCUGCCAACGCCAUUGAGUGUACCUUCUUUGUCCGAAGAUCCCACUCCAUUGGCCGAGGUUAAUAAUCUAAAUUUUGAAUUUGAAUCAGACAAACAGCCCCCCUUUACACCGCCACCGGGUGAUGGUGAUUUUAUGGAGGACUCUCUGAAGACACCCAGUGCUAGCCAGGCACCACAGGCCUCAUCAGCAACAGCAACGGCUGCCGCUGCAUCACUGCCCACGACAACAUCAUCUUCGUCAUCAUCCUCAAGAGAUCAAGUUCCUAGUUCCCAUGACACGGAAAUGGCCAAGAAGGAGCCCAAUCGGCUAAUGCGUAUUGUGACCUCAACACCCAUUGCCAAGGUGUUUGAUCAAAAGAAAUCCACGGAAAAGGCCAAUGAGGAACCCAUCAAACCGGCCCGGAAAAAUUUGAAAUUCCCCUCAACAUCAAACUCUCAAGAGGACCCCAAGGAGUCGUUAGAAACAACCAAAGAACACAACAAGUCCGACAAGAAGGAAGACUCCAACAAUACCCUGGAAGAGCUAUCCUUUGAUAGCCAUAGGAUUGCAGAGUCCACAAAAAUUUCGGACAGCACAAUUACCGCCACAGAGGGUAAGGGAGAAGGAGGAGGCGUGGAGGUGAGCUCCGAAAAAGAGAGCAACAAUGAAAGCAAGGACAACUUUUCGGCCAAACUAAAUGAACUGGAUAUCUCGUCGGCAUCGUUCAAAAACGAAAACCACAAAAGACCUGAAUUGCAGCCGCUGAAUCUGAAGAAAUCCUAUGAAUCCAUUGAACCCACACCAAACGCAAACAACAACACAUCCACAAAAACCUCUGGCAGUGAGACGAACAGCAGCAGCGAUAAGGCACCACCCUCGUCAAACAAUUCCAAUGGCCAUUUGUCCCAUGGCCACAAUGGCAUUGGCAAUAACUCCCUUAAGCCGGUCGAGAAAAUCAUACUCAAGGAGAACACCCCCGGCCAGGACCUCCUGGAAUGGUGCAAAGAAGUUACCAAAGAAUAUCCCAAUGUUAAGGUCACCAAUCUCACCACCAGCUGGCGUAAUGGCAUGGCUUUUUGUGCCAUCAUCCAUCAUUUUGAGCCAUCGAUAAUUGACAUGUCCAAGCUAACACCUCACGAUGUGGUUGGAAAUUGCCGCAUCGCUUUUGACGCCGCCGAGUCGCUGGGUAUACCGCGCGUCAUUGAGCCCAGCGACAUGAGUCUGCUGGCGGUGCCGGACAAAUUGGCCGUCAUGACGUAUCUACAUCAAUUGAGGGCCCACUUUACCGGCAAGCAGCUGCAAAUUGAACAAAUUGGUCCCACCUCGGACGAGUCCAGCUACGUCAUUGGCAAUUACAAAUCGGACAAUUUGUCGUCACAGAAUCUUUUGAAUCUGUCGCACUUGAAAGCACAACUUCUGCAUCAGAAUUCAUUGGACGAUGACAUCUUUGGGCUGGACAACAACAAGUCUCAGCUUUCGCCCACGGCAAAGAAAGAUGUUAAGAAUCUAAUUUUAUCCGGUUCGAAGAGUAUUCUCGGCAAGGUGCUGUCGCCGACAAAGGAUAAGAAUAGCAUUAAUGCGUCACAGCAUUCGAAUUUGAAUGCGUCCACAACACCGACAUCUACUCCCACAUCGGCCCUGAUUGAGGGCAACGGGUCGUUGGAGGAUCAGCAACAGCAUGCAGAUGAAGUCGUCAGUAACUCCUCCAAUCAAGAGAAUAUUUCCCAAAAUGCACAACUCAAGGAGAACCUCAUAUCGCCUGCAGCCCUGGAUCCGAACACAACAAAUAAAAUUUUAUCACGUCAUAAAGAGCAAAGUGAAAAAGCCCGCCAAAUGAUGGAGAAAUUACGAAUUUCUCAAAACGAAAGACUGGCAAAUGACGAGGAACGCCAACAACGUCUAAGGGAAGAGGCCCGACGCAUAAUACUCGAGACACGUGGCAAGUCCUCGUCGAAUCACAGCAGCCUGGAGAGUCCGACAUCACCUACGAAAAAUAAACGUUACAAUUUCACCUCAGAACGUACAAUAUCACCCAUCAGUAAUACUCUGGAUUUGGAUGAUUUUACGGUGGGCGGAGGAGGAGGAGGAGAGUCAUCGCCCAAAGCACCGUUAUCGCCGACAAAGCGUAUAACACCACCACGUGAUAAUGAUAGCAGUAGUAAUACAACAACAACAACAGCAACAACAAAUAGUAAAUUAAGUCCUAGUCAUAGAUUAAGUUUAACAAAUGGUGGUGGCGGCACUACCCUGCAGUCCUUCAACAAUGUCAUGGAUCGUCUGACACCAAAGAGCGAAAAUAUGCCCGAAAAGUUGGCAUUCAUCCAAUCCGAACUGGAGGCCCUGGAACGUGAACAGGUGGCCGUCGAUCAAAAGGCCAACAGCCUGGAAAAGAAACUGCGCGCCGUCAUGAGCGGCAAACCAAUUACGGAGGAAACCGAAGAACAACUCCUUUCACAAUGGUUUACAUUGGUCAACAAAAAGAAUGCCUUGAUACGGCGACAAAUGCAAUUGAAUUUACAUGAAAAAGAAUGUGAAUUGGAACAUAAAUAUAAUCUCCUCAAAGAAGAGUUGCGUGCUGCCCAAUCGAUAGAGGAUUGGCGCAAAACCGAGGCCCAAAGGGAAAAGGAACGUUUGCUGCUGGACAAAUUGGUUGAUGUGGUCGAUAAGCGUAACGAAUUGGUGCAGUGUUUACACAACGAAGAACAAGCCAUCGAAGAUGAUCAUGAAAUUGCCCGCAAUCUGGAACAGGUCAACAUUAGCGGCAACAAUGAGAAAUGUGUUAUAUCUUAAAGAGCUUUAACUGAAACAAAAACUUUACCAACGGAAUUCAAGAGACUUCCAUGACUGUGUGAAACAUGAAAAACAACAACUGACAUCAAAUAACAAAUACAAAAACAACCUUGAAGUCCUCUAACGUAUAAAAAAUUAAAAAAAAAAUUCUGGGGGACUUUGGAAAAUGAUCAACCAUAACGAACUUCUUAAACGUAAGAAACCCAAACAAACUAAAGCGUGCAACAAACCAACAACAAACAAAUUAACUACAAGAAAAAUUCUCUAUAUAUGUGUGUGUGUUUAGCUUUAUAUAUUUUAUAAAUUUAAAGAUAUAUAUAUAAUAAUAUAUAUAUAUAUAGAUAUAUAGAUAUCAACUUAAUACAAUAUACAUUCAAACCAAUAGACCCAACACAUAGUAACAAAUAGAAAAUUUUCAAAAUAAUUUUUCCCAAAAUUAAAGAUCUGUUUCUGUGCGACAAUACGAAAGUGAAUUCCAAAGAAAUACAUUCUAUUCCAUGUGGUUAUUUUGAAAUAAAAAUAAAAAAAUUGAACAUCCCACAAGGACUGGAAUUUUAUUUUUCGAAUUUACUCUGAUAUCAUCAUACAUAAACAGCCCUUAAAACUCCAAACAUUCUACAAUAUCAAGAAGCGGUAGGAAGAAAAGAAAAAAGAAAACAAAAUUGAACAAUAUUAAAACUCUAAAAAAAUGAACCUUACCCCAAAAAGGUAGAUCACCUAAAAAACACCUGCAUACAAACAUACAUAUUUUGAAAUUUAAAAAAAACUCUAUCACAAAAAAAGGAAGAAACGCUAUUUUUCGGUAACCAAGUUUAAAACAAAACCCCCCAAAAUUAUAUUUCGAAAAACCAAUCAACCAAAAAAACAAAUUUGAAAUUUAAGAAUUUAAAGAAACAAAAAAAAAAAAUAAAAAGAGAAAAGGAAAAUCUAUUUCAAAACCAAACGUCCGUUAGUUAUUUAAGAUAAAGACUAUAAUUUAAACUAUGAAAAAAGAGGAAGAAGAUGAAGAUAACAAAAUAUGUAUAUCUAAAGAUAUAUAUUAUGUAUGGAAAACAGAUAUAUACGAAAAAUUAUUGCAACAACUAGUUUCAACAAAUCCAAAAUUAUUUCAAAGAGCAAUACGGGAAGUUGUUUUGACAAUUUUGAAGAGAGAAAGGCAUUUUUGAAAUAGUUUUUGUAAUAAAGUUGAUUAUUUUAGAACGGUUUUCGAGUGAAAAACAACAGGUGGUAAAUUAUUCUUUUUUUAUAGAUUCAUAAUUAAAUUGAUGCUUUCUAACAGUUUCCACCUUUAACGCACUUUUAAGAUUUAUAACAGUUUCAAAUUUUAUAACAAUUUCCAAUUUUCCAAAUCCAAUCCAAAUUUUAUAACAGUUUCAAAUUUUUUUGGAACAAUUUCAACUUUUAUAAUACUUUUAACUUCUAUAGCAGUUUCAAAUGUUAUAACAGUUUCAAAUUUUAUAACAAUUUUCACUUUUAUGGCAGUUUCAAGUUUUUAACAGUUUUAUCUUUUAUAGCAGUUUUAACUCUUAUAAGAGUUUUAAUUUCUAAAACAAUUUCAACUUUUUUAACAAUUUCAACUUUUUUUAUAACAGUUUCAAAAUUUAUAACAAUUUCAAACUUUAUAAAAAUUUCAAAUUUUAUAACAAUUUUAACUUUUAUAAGAGUUUUAUCUUUUAUAUCAGUUUCAAAUGUAAUAACAGUAUCAAAUUUUAUAACAGUUUCAAGUCUUAUAAUAGUUUUAAUUUCUAAAAUAAUUUCAACUUUUUUAACAAUUUCAACUAUUAUAACAGUUUUAACUUUUAUAACAGUUUCAACUUUUAUAACAAUUUCAAAUUUUAAAACAUUUUCAACUUUUAUAAUACUUUUAACUUCUAUGGCAGUCUGAACUGUUAUAACAGUUUCAAAUUUUAUAACGAUUUCAACAUUAAUGACAGUUUAAAGUCUUAUAACAGUUUCAACUUUUAAUAACAGUUUCCACUUUUAUAACAGUUUCAACUUUUUUAUAACAGUUUUAACUGUUAUAACAGUUUCAAAUUUUAUAACGAUUUCAACAUUAAUGACAGUUUAAAGUCUUAUAACAGUUUCAACUUUUAAUAACAGUUUCCACUUUUAUAACAGUUUCAACUUUUUUAUAACAGUUUCAAAUUUUAUAACAAUUUUCACUUUUUCAAGUUUUUAACAGUUUUAACUUUUAUAGCAGUUUUAACUGUUAUAAGAGUUUUAAUUUCUAAAACAAUUUCAACUUUUUUAACAAUUUCAACUUUUUUUAUAACAGUUUCAAAAUUUAUAACAAUUUCAAACUUUAUAAAAAUUUCAAAUUUUAUAACAACUUUAACUUUUAUAAGAGUUUCCCGAAGCAAUUCCAGGCUGAAAAUAUACCCUAUAUAACAGUUUCGGAAUCGAAUAUUACUUUUGAAACAUUUUCAAAUUGGGUCAGACUAGUUUAUAACAGUAUCAAAUUCAAGUUGAAACCAAUUUUUAAGGAGAUUUCCAAAACAAUCCAGAAUCUGUCAAACUAAAUUUGCUUUUAUAACAGUUUCAAACCGAAACUGUUAUAACAGUUUAAACCAAAUGUUUACUUUUAGAUUUUUUCAAAGAGGCUCAUUAAGACCUACAAACGUAAAUUUUUAAGACCCUUUCAAGGCCUUUAAAUCAGGAUUUUUAAAGACCUUUCCAAGACGUUUUAUUCAGAUUUUUUAAUGUCUUCUCAUGGUCUAUAAACUGGGCUAUUUAAAGAACCUCCCACGAUCUUCAAACAUGAAGUUUAAAAGACUUUCUAAAGGGUCUCAUACGUGGAUUUUUAAGGACCUCCUCAAAGUCCCCACUUAAUUCGAGAAUUUUUGACCUUUAGAAGGCCCUCAAAUGGGAAUUUUUGAAUACCUUCUAAAGGCCCUCAAACAUGUACUUCUUAAAGACAUUUCCAAGGACUUUUAUCCAGUAGUUUUAAGGACCUCCUUAAGUCCUUUCAAAGUAUUUUUUUAAAUACACACUAAGACCUUUGGGUGUGAUUUUUUAAAGAUCCCACCAACACAUUUGAAAGUGGAUUUUCAAAGAUCCCACCAACACCUUUGAACGUGAAUUUUUAAAGACUUUGGAACGUGGACUUUUAAAGACUUUGGAACGUGGAUUUUUAAAGACUUUGGAACGUGGUUUUUUAAAGACUUUGGAACGUGGAUUUUUAAAGACUUUGGAACGUGGAUUUUUAAAGACUUUGGAACGUGGAUUUUUAAAGACUUUGGAACGUGGUUUUUUAAAGACUUUGGAACGUGGUUUUUUAAAGACUUUGGAACGUGGAUUUUUAAAGACUUUGGAACGUGGAUUUUUAAAGACUUUGGAACGUGGAUUUUUAAAGACUUUGGAACGUGGAUUUUUAAAGACUUUGGAACGUGGAUUUUUAAAGACUCCACCUCCCCCCACCCUUGGACGUGGGUUUUUAAAGACCGCACCCAACACCAUUGAAUGUGAAACUGUUUUUAGUGACAUUUCGAAGUUAAACUAUUCUAUUUAGAAUAAUUUUAAGGUAAACAUUUUCUUUUAGAGCAGUUCUAGACUGUUAUAUAAGAGCCAAUUUUAAACUGUUAUAAAAAUCGGCUUUUCAAAGAAACUUCAUUUCAAUCAGUUACUGUUCUAAAACAUUCUAAAAAAGUUAGAAAUCAAAAAAAAAAAAAGAGCUGUUCUGUUCCAAACCAAGCAGUUUUGGCCUGAAACUGUUCUAAACGAAUAGGUUUCGUUCUAAGAAUCACCUUCGUUUCAAUUGGAUCUGUUGUAAUUGGAUAGAUAAUUUUCAGUCUGACAUGCUUCUAAGGAACCUAGUUUAAAUUUUUAAAUUACUCCAAAAUCUCAGUUCUGUCUACAACUGCUCUAAGACUUUAUUUUUCCUACGAAAACUGUCCUAAAGUAGUAGAUUUUUUUUUCAAAGCUUUUCCAAACAUAAGUUUUAGUCGGAAACAAAUUUCCCAAAUUGCUCGAAAUUCCCUCGAAUUUGUCAUUUCGUUUUGAAAAUUUGAAUUUGAAAUUUUGAAAAUUGAAUUUUUGUUUUGAUUUAUUUUGUGCCAUUGUUUUUUUUUUCGUCGAUCCGCUUUCUUACCCACAACUCUUCCAUUUAUUUUUGAUGUUCGCUUACAAGUCCCAAGAAAAAAAAUAAAAGAAAAACCUACCCUCGCCAAUAUAGUCCAAAAUUCCUUUGGAGACCUACAAUUUUAUGAUACUCAACUCACUUAAAAAAAAGAAGCAAAAAUUUUUAUGUUUCUUUUUAUAUUUUUUAGAAAGCCCCCCUCCCCCAAAUAUGUUUUCAAUUUACUUUUUGUUAAAAAGAAAAAUUUACACAAUAUUUUUUAUUGUAAAUUAUUAUUACAAAACCACUUUUGUAAGGCUUCUCACCAAAAAAAAGAAAAACCCUCAAUGCAGAUAACAAAAUUUUAAAAAUGAAAACGAACCUGAAGGAUUUUUUAACUUUUUAUUUUAUAUUGUAUUUUUUAUUUUAAUUAGAAAUUUAAGUUAAUUUCUUUGUGUAUAAUUUUUUUUUUAAAUUAUAAAUGACUAAAAAAGAACAAGGAAUAUGAAAAACAAUAAAAAACAACUUAACUACUGGAUGAAAAA